This is a messenger RNA of Malus domestica (apple), 2137 nucleotides long. The record is from RefSeq and is a predicted model, not a curated record. NCBI's taxonomy places the organism in Eukaryota, Viridiplantae, Streptophyta, Magnoliopsida, Rosales, Rosaceae.
CCACAAUUGUGCUAGAAAUUAUAAUGAGAAUCGAGGUAUCCUAGGUUGCCGCUUACCUUCUCCAACCACAUGUCCGUACUGCUACGCACGAUUGUUUACUCGAGAAACUUUGAAUAUGUGUUGCUUGAAAGGAAGAGUUGCUUUACCCCCAAUACAAUCUCUACCAGAAAUGGUUGCUCUUUUCUCUGACCAAACAAAUGAGGGUAGACACUUCAGGCAAAAUAUUCGAGCUUACAAUCACGCAUUUGCAUUCACUUCAAUGGGAGUACACGUGGAUGAAAGAAUAAAUAUUAGUGGCCGUGGGAUUUACACAUUUCGUGCUCAAGGUGCAUUAUAUCAUAAGAUUGGUGGACUUUUACCACAUGAAGGAAACAGACCGCGAUUUUUACAAGCCUAUAUAUAUGACACUGAGCAUGAAGUUGAAAACCGAAUGUGUGAAAGUGAAGUUUUAGAUAGACGUGUGGUUGAAAAGAUACAACAGAUGUUGAACAACCAUAAUCCUUUUGUUCAUACAUUGCGAAGCCUCGGACAACGCCAAGAUUUGCCGAAUUGCAAGUUGAUCCUAAAAGAGCAACCAAUAGAUCGGCGUCAGUAUAAUCUACCAUCAGCAUCACAAGUUGCAGCAAUUAUAAUAGAUGGAGAUGAUGCCACCAUUGCAAAUGGAAGGGAUAUCGUGGUCGAGACAAUUAGUGGAAGACUUUCUCACGUCCGAGACUAUGUCGGAUUUUAUGAUCCGUUACAGUAUCCACUAUUGCUACCUUACGGUACAUAUGGUUGGGAUGUUAAUAGUCGUGAUGAUGGUGGAAGAGCAAUAACAUGUUGCGACUAUUAUGCUUAUAUGUUACAGAUACGCCAUAAUGGAUCAUCACUUUUGCUUCGAGGUGGGCGUCUCUUGCAACAAUAUGCUGUAGAUAACUACAUUAAAAUUGAAUCACAAAAACUUCGAUGGCUGCGUUCUAAUCAAGCCACAGUUAGAGCAGAUCUCUAUAAAGGACUUCAAGACUCUUUAAAUGCAGGUCAACACAAUGCAGGUAGCAUUGGGCGUAGAAUUAUUUUACCAUCAUCAUUUGUUGGAAGCCCACGUGACAUGUACCAACGAUAUCAAGAUGCAAUGACUCUGGUUCAAAGAUUCGGAAAGCCAGAUCUUUUUAUUACCAUGACAUGUAACCCAAGUUGGGAAGAAAUCAAAAGUGAAUUACUCGCUGGACAAACUCCACAAGAUCGUCCUGACUUACUCACUAGAGUAUUUCGUGCAAAACUUGAGCAACUAAAAGAAGACAUCAUUGAAAAGGGGGUACUGGGCAGUGUUGUUGCGUACGCAUACGUUAUUGAGUUUCAGAAACGUGGUCUUCCACAUGUGCAUAUGCUGGUGGUGUUAGAUGAAAAUGAUAAGAUCAAUAACCCCGAUGAGUAUGACCGAAUUGUUAGAGCUGAAAUACCAAACGAAGACGUAGAGCCUCAACUUUACAAUGUGGUGUUAAAGCAUAUGAUUCAUGGCCCAUGUGGGAUUCAUAAUCCUCAAUCUCCAUGUAUGAAAAAUGGGAGUUGUAAAAGAAAGUAUCCCAAACCAUCUGCACCAGUCACUGUUCAAGGAAAUGAUUCGUAUCCAAUUUAUCAAAGGCGAGGAAAUCGAUUGCCCGUUUCUCUUGAUCGACAAGGAAACAUAAUGGUUGAUAAUAGUUGGGUCAUUCCAUAUAAUCCAUGGUUGCUGUUAAGGUAUGAUUGUCACAUCAAUGUUGAAAUUUGUGCAAGCAUAAAAAGUGUCAAGUACUUAUAUAAGUAUGUUUACAAAGGCCCAGAUAGAGUGACAGUCGAAGUGCAAUCAGACCUUGAAUACGAUGAAAUAAAGCAGUUUCAGGAUGCAAGAUGGGUUUGCGCACCAGAGGCAUUAUGGAAGAUAUUCAAGUUCAUUAUUAAUCGAAUUUACCCAUCUGUUGAGCGAUUGCAAAUACAUCUUCCUAAUAUGCACCAAGUUCAGUUUCGUGCCGACGAGAGCAUAAUAAAUAUUCUACAUGAUGAGAGUACAAGAAAGACAAUGUUAAAUGAAUUUUUUACACUUAAUCAUGUGGAUGCAGAAGCGCGCGACGGUACUUUAUACAUGGAAAUCCCAUCACAUUACAGAUGGAUUCAAGCUUAA